Nannospalax galili (Upper Galilee mountains blind mole rat) is the source of this 4926-nucleotide messenger RNA. Its product is annotated as zinc finger protein 501-like. Lineage: Eukaryota; Metazoa; Chordata; Mammalia; Rodentia; Spalacidae. The record is from RefSeq and is a predicted model, not a curated record. The coding region runs from base 555 to 1745 and encodes 396 amino acids. The transcript is spliced from 3 exons.
UUGGGUAUAGACCUCAAGAAAAUCUACGUUGGGUCUUACUCCAAAGCUACAUAGGCCUGCCUUAUGAAGGUUUUUAGAGAUUCAUAAGGUGAAACAUGCCAUGACUGAUUGGAGAGAGAUAGUAAAGAUGCCUCUGUAGGAUCGGGAAGACUGGCAAACCUUUUUAUACAGGUGCUGGCACUGCCUGUCCAAGUCACACCUAGCCUCUGGGAAACAUCAGACCAGGAGUACAGGACUUCCAAUUUCCAAGCCUGAUGGGAUCUCUCAGUUGGAGCAUGGAGAAGAUCUAGAGAGAGACAUCUCAAAAGCAGCCAGUCCAGAUGAGUAGCUGUUGGAGACAGUGGAAGUACCUGUGAAUGAACCUGUCCAGAUUUCUCUAGACCCAUGGAAAUGCCCACCUGGAGACCUGGUCUCUCCUGUGCUGUGCUCCAGCACUGUGGAGAUGGUCUACCAUAAAGCCAGAAUCUGAUUGGAAGUGGGAGACAAUACAAGAUAGCAAGGAGCUGACUACAGAGAAGGAUUUUUCUAAAGGGACAUCAGCCCCUGGGGAGUUAAUGGAAAGAGUUCCAGAGGAAAGGUCUAGUGAAUGUGAAGACUCUUUAAGAAGUCAACAGGAAAACCAUGAGAAACAUUUAAUAAAAGAGUUUGUUCCUCAGAUGAAGCUUUCUAUGGAGAAUGGUUAUCAAUGUGAUGGGUUUAGAAAAAAUUUUAGUCAGAGGUCAUUACUUGUUCAACACCAAGAGGAGAGACUUCACAAUUAUGAUUUACUUAAGAAGAACUUAAAACAAAAGUCAGAUAUAAUUAAGCAUGAGAGAAUUUGUACAAGAAAGAAGCCUUGGAAGUGUAAUGAGUGUGAGAAAGCCUUUAGCUACUACUCAGCUUUUGUCUUGCAUCAGAGAAUUCACACAGGAGAAAAGCCCUAUGAAUGUAAUGAAUGUGGUAAAGCCUUUAGCCAGAGCAUACACCUUACUUUACAUCAGAGAAUUCAUACUGGAGAGAAGCCCUAUGAAUGUCAUGAAUGUGGGAAGGCUUUCAGUCACCGCUCAGCCCUUAUUAGGCAUCACAUAAUUCAUACUGGAGAGAAACCCUAUGAAUGCAAUGAAUGUGGAAAGGCCUUUAAUCAGAGUUCAUACCUCACCCAACAUCAACGAAUUCAUACUGGAGAGAAACCUUAUGAGUGUAAUGAAUGUGGAAAGGCCUUCAGCCAAAGCACAUUUCUUACCCAGCAUCAGGUCAUUCACACCGGAGAGAAACCUUACAAGUGUAAUGAAUGUGGCAAAGCCUUUAGUGAUCGUUCAGGCCUUAUUCAGCACCAGAGAACUCAUACUGGAGAAAGGCCUUAUGAGUGUAAUGAAUGUGGGAAAGCCUUUGGUUACUGUUCAGCCUUGACUCAGCAUCAGAGAACUCACACUGGAGAGAAGCCCUAUAAAUGCCGUGAUUGUGCCAAAGCCUUCAGUGACCGCUCAGCCCUUAUUCGUCAUCAGAGAACACACACUGGAGAGAAGCCUUACAAGUGUAAGGACUGUGAAAAAGCUUUCAGCCAGAGCUCAUCUCUUACAAAACAUCAGAAAACUCAUACUGGAGAAAAGCCGUUUAAGUGUAAAGAAUGUGGAAAAGCCUUUAGCCAGAGUUCCUCUGUUUCUCAACACCAGAAAACUCAUGCAGAAGGGAAAAUUAAGGAAUAUGGACAAGCCUUUAGUGAGCAUUCAGAUUUUGAUAAACAAAAGAGAAUCCAUACUGGAUAAGUGUAUUACAUUCAGAGCAUAUUUUUUGAGCAUUUACCACAUACUGUGAGUGCUAUAAAGAAAUUCAAGACUUAAAGUUAGCAAAAUAUCUGAUGUGAGACAUAACUCAUUUAGACUGUGAAAGAGGGGGUUACAUUUUUAAAAAUUCCUGGCUGGGCAUGGUGAUACAUGCCUUUAAGCUUGUCACUUGGGAUGCAGAGACAGAUGGGUGUCUGUGAGUUCAAGGCCAGCCAGGACUACAUAGUGAGACCCUUUCUCAAAAAAAAAAAAUUACUGAAUGGAAGAUACUGAAAGAGGAAAUUUGUCUCUAACACCCUAAUGUGUGUGUUAACUGUCAAAUCCUUGAGAGAAGUAAGGCAAGGCUUAAUAGAAGAUGUCUUGGGAGAGGUAGUCUCAUCAUGCUAAGGAGAUGAAGUCCUAAAGAAGCAAGUGUUCAUUUUAGGUAAAAUUUAGGAGUGAAAAGAAGAGAUUGCAAAUUCACAAUGAAUUUGCCCAGGGUCAGGAAUGGUAGAACAGUUGUCCUUCUGCCUUAAGUGCGAGGACACAAAGGAGGUAGAAGAAAGGAUAGAGGAAAAGAAUUGGGCAAUGAACCCAAGAAGUGUUGGUAGAAAUAACUACUGAGUGUUCACAACCAGAAAAAAAUACUAGACUUAAUAAUUGACCUGUUGAAAAGUUCAAGUGAGGGCAACUCUACCCUAAAGCUGAAGAACGUUGGUGUGGAGAUCUGUCUGCACUUUCUGUCUUUUAGUCUUGCUUACUGAGGUGCAUACUGGCAGUUGUUUUGAUUCCAUGGGUGAAGACCUCCAGCUUAGUUUACAGAAGAGCCCUUUGGUACAUUCAGCGUGUUUUAAGCUCAGUUACCUGAGAAUGUUUAUUUAUAAAGAUUUACCUCAGUUAUGUGUACUUUGUAUGUAGGUUCUUUUUUCAGACAUAGAAAAUUGUAGACUUGCACUAGCAUUGAAUUACUAGAUUGUAAAAAAACUUGAAAAGACCAGAAUACUUGCUUGUCUCUAUUUUACUCGGGUUGGAGGCAAGUGACAUCAUUGUAUAUAUUUUUUUAAAUGAAACUUUGAGGGUUAUUAUUUGAAAGAUUAUUUUGAAUGCAGUGUCUUUGAUCUCCCAGUGUCACUAUGUCCUGUCUUGGUAUGGAUGUCUGUGAGUAGAUUUCUAUUUUGUAGUUUGUUGAGCUGCUUCAAACUGUAGCUUGAUCGCAUUUGUUCAAAGUACAUUUUCAGCUCGCUCCUCUACCCAUUCUCCCUUUCUGGAUUUGGAUGGCAGAGCUGUUGAUCUUUUACUGUAGUCUCACAAGUUUCUGACACUUCUUUUUUUUUAAGUUCAUUUUUUAAUCUUAGUCUUCUUGAUCUGCUGUAACAAAAUCUCAUAGAUUGGUUUAAGAAAGAUGAUUGUCACAAUUCUGAAGGCUGAAGAGUCUGAGAUUCAGUUACCCCUUGGCUCUGUUUCUAGUUAGACAUCUCUUCCUGAUGGCUGCCCCCCCCUUUAGUUUCCUAAGACAGGGUCUCAGGUAGCAUGUCAUCUGUGCUGGCCUCAAUCACAAUAUAUAGCUGAGUUCCUUGAGUUCCUCAUUUGCCUGCCCAACUUCCCAAGUCCUGGAUUAUAGGCGUGUAUCACCAUGUCUGGUUCUUAUGGCUGCCUUCUUAAUGCGUCUUCACAUGGCCUUUCCUUAGUGUGUGUACAGGGUGAGAGAGUUACCUCACUUCUUAGGCCAUUAGACCUAUUGCAUUAGGACCCUACCCUUAUAACCUCACUUAACUUUAAUUACCUCGUAAAAGUCCUGUCUCCAAAUACAGUUACAUUAGGACCUAGACUUUCAGUGUACAAUUUUUAAAAAUAUUUUCAUUGAUUCUUCAAGGAUUUCAUACAGUGUGUUUUGAUCAUAUUCAAGCCCCAUCCCACAUCUCUACCCCUACUCUACUAACUGCCCCCCAUUAUUUUUUUAAAGACUAAUCAAGUCUAAUCUGUGCCUCCCCCCCAAAUGCUCUUGGGUAUGGGUCCAAUCCCUUGGAAUCUAGUCAACCUACCAGGUAUCAUGCCCCUAAAAAAAACACGCUUUCCCUCUCCCAGCAGCAUCCAUUGCCAAUCUUCAACAAGGGCUGGCUUCUUGCCUACCUCCCCCAUCCAUGCUGGGUCUGUGUCUUGAACUUGCACAGAUGUGCAUGCUUUCACAAGUGCUAUGGGUUCAUACGUCAGUGCAAAAUUUUUAAGGAGAUACAAUUCAAUUCCUAUCAUGAUAUCCCUGCUCCUUCCCACCAUAUUAAUGUCCAUGUAUGAAAAACACACUUGUUAAUUCUACCCCAACAUCCCCCUAGUCCUAAUUUCAACAUCAACUGUAAAGUCUAUAAAGUUCAGAGUUUUGCCUAAUUAUCACGUGAAUCAGAUAGGAGAUAUAAAGUUCAGUUAUCAAUCCUGAGGCAAAAUUCUGUCCAGCUGUGAACCUGUUGUAUACUUCCACAAUACUAUUGUGGGACAUGCAUAAAGUAGGCAUUCCCACACUGCAGGAGAGAAAUGCAGGUGAAGGAAUGGGUGACGGGUCCCAACUAAGUCCAAAACCCAGAAAAUUCCCAGUUUUGUGGACCUGUUAGGGUGAUAGUCCUCUGUGGCUCUGCCAGCUGACCUCAUUCCCAAGGCUCUACAGGGCAGUCUGAAUUCUCAGGUUUCAGUUGAAGGCCAUCUUGCCUGUUAAAACCAAAAUGAACUAGCUGAAUUAGCCCAUGAGCUGUACCCAUCAUCUUACUGGCCCAUGAACUAUAUCCAUCAUUUUAUCAAAUGGUUGUUCAGACCAACUGUAGUGCUUUCUUCCUAACAAACUUUCUCAGUUUUGCCAUUUGAAUAGAAUUUUUUCAUAUCUUUAGAUUCUAGUUCCUUGAUUAACAUUCCUGUACUUUAAUUCAUCUGUCCCAUCUCACAUCUUACUGUAAGUACCUUUAGUACUUUACUUAGCAAUUGCUGCUAAAUACUCAAUUUUGUCAUUCUCAAGUUCCACCUUCCACAAAACACUAGCACUGUCUUCAGACUAGUUUGACACUAUAAUAAAGAUGAUCUCACAGGGCUAGAGAGAUGGCUCACCAGUUAAGAGCACUGGCUGCUCUUACAGAGGACCUGGGUUCGAUUUCCAGCACCCACAUGGCAGCUAACAACCAUCUGUAACUCCAAUUCCAGGGGA